Molecule: messenger RNA, 268 nt
Organism: Linum tenue
Lineage: Eukaryota; Viridiplantae; Streptophyta; Magnoliopsida; Malpighiales; Linaceae
Source: the annotation of a GenBank genome assembly
CGCCGAUGGUCGGAUUUCCUCCUUUGUUACAGUGCCUCAGCUGGGAUCAAAGAUGAUGAAGAGGAAGUGGCAAUGGAUCGGAGGAUUUGGAGAAAGCAGGAGGUGGGAGGAAGGAGGAAGAAGGUUCGGGUCGGGUCAAAUAGAGAAGAAAAGAAGGGGUUAUGCAGGGGCGGAGCUAGAAUGUGCAGGAGGUUUCCAAAUCAACACACUCAUUCGCUGCUUCGAGAUUGCGAUGAUUGGUUUAGCUGUUGCUGAUGAUGAUAUGCAU